CUUUGAUCCACACAGUAAUCAUGGCGCCCUCAUACGACAACCUACCCAUCGAAGAUGACGAAUUCGACGAAGACGAGGUCGAUUUCUCGGAUCUCCAAGAACAAUAUGAAGUCCGUCUAGAGGAGGGUCUCGACGCCUUUGUGGUGGUCGAUGGCCUGCCUAAAGUCCCGGACGAGAACAAGCCCAAAUUGACGAAAUUUUUGCUUCGAAAGCUGAAUACCGUUGGUAAGGUGAAGGAAGAUGGCGUGUUCAUGCCUUUGGACGACAAUGGGACGACUGAAGGAUACGCUUUUGUCGAGUACAGCGCCCCCGGCGAGGCUGUAGCCGCUGUCAAAGCCCUCCAUGGAACUGCCCUCGACAAGAGACAUACCAUGGCCGUCAACAAGCUCACCGACAUCGACCGCUAUGGCCGCGAGGGCAAGAUCAGCGAGGAUUACCACCCCCCCACAAUCGAGCCCUUCCAAGAAAAGGAACAUCUCAGGUCCUGGCUUGGAGAUUUGGAAGCGCGAGACCAGAUGGUCAUGUACCGAGGCGACAAGGUCGGCGUGUUCUGGAAUGAUAAGGAAGAUCCACCAGAGCAGGUCGUGGACAGGGACAACUGGACCGAGUUCUUUGUGCAGUGGUCGCCGUUGGGGACGUUCCUGACCUCGAUACACGCACAGGGUGUGCAACUGUGGGGUGGCAAGGCGUGGAGUAGGCAAAAGCGGUUUGCUCAUCCUGGAGUAAACCUCGUUGAUUUCUCUCCGAAUGAGAAAUACCUCACCACCUGGUCGCAUAGGCCGCUUCAGGUGGAUGAGAACAACCCGGUGCCAUCGCUGUCGGCGGAUGAUGAUGGCAAGAACUACAUCAUCUGGGAUAUUGCUACUGGAAAGCCGCUGCGGUCGUUCGCCACAAUCGAUGUCCCCAGCUCGACAGAUGCAGAGGGCAACCCGGUCAAGAAGAAGAUGCAAUGGCCGACGUUCAAGUGGUCUUCGGACGACAACUACGUCGCCCGGAUGACCCAAGGCCAAUCUAUCUCCGUUUACGAACUGCCACGAAUGAACCUCCUCGACAAACAGUCAAUCAAAGUCGAGGGCGUCAUGGACUUCGAAUGGGCGCCAGCAACACCUCGUCGCGAUGGCAUCAAGACAUACGAACAGCUCUUCUGCUACUGGACACCCGAACUUGGCAGCAACCCCGCAAAGGUCGGCCUCAUGACCAUCCCCUCCAAGGAAAUCGUGCGAACCCGAAACCUCUUCAACGUCUCGGACGCAAAGCUGCACUGGCAAUCUGAAGCCGCCUACGUCUGCGUCAAGGUAGACCGCCACUCCAAGUCCAAGAAGUCGCUCGCCACGAACCUCGAGAUCUUUCGCGUGCGCGAAAAGGGCGUGCCCGUCGAAGUUGUCGACUCGAUCAAAGACACCGUCAUCAACUUCGCCUGGGAGCCCAAGGGCAACCGCUUCGUGCUCAUCACCGCCGGCGAAAUCCCCGCCGGCGCGGCCGUGCCGCCCAAGACCGCCGUGUCCUUCUUCGCGCCAGAAAAAGCCAAGGGCGGCGUCAUCGGCAACUUCAAGCACGUCCGCACCGUCGACAAGAAGAAUAGCAACGCCAUCUACUGGUCGCCCAAGGGCCGCUUCGUCGUGGUCGCCGCGCUCCAGUCACAGCAGAGCUUCGAUCUCGACUUCUGGGACCUCAACUUCGAGAAGCCCAAGGACGAGAAGGAGCCGUCGGAGAAGGAUGUCUCCGCUAAUCUGCAACUCAUGGCGACAGCAGAGCACUACGGCGUCACGGAUAUCGAGUGGGACCCGACAGGUAGAUAUGUGGCUACGGUCGCCAGCGCUUUCAGGCAUCAUAUGGAAAACGGCUACCACAUCUACGACUUCAAAGGCACGCUGCUGCGCGAAGAGUCCAUCGACCGCUUCAAGCAGCUCAUCUGGCGGCCGCGCCCGCAGACCCUCCUCUCGAAAGAAGAGCAGGCCGAGAUCCGCAAGAACCUGCGCACCUACUCCAAGAUCUUCGACGACCAGGACCUGUCGAAGAAGAACACGGCGAACCGGCAGGUGGUUGAGCAGCGGCGCCGGCUGCUCGAGGAGUGGAAGGCGUGGCGCGAGCAGAUGCAGGAGAUGCUCGAGGAGGAGGGCAUCGUGGACGCGAAGCUGGAGAUUGCCAAGCAGAAGGACGGCGAGGGCGACAUUGAGGAGAUUGAGGAGAUUGUCGAGGAUGUCGUCGAGGAGACGGAGGAGGUGGUGCAGUAGUAGUGUGUGUGUGUGUGUGUGUGGAUUGCGGGGCGGAAUUCUGGCUCGUGCGAGCGUUUGGUAGUUUGUGAGCAACUGAGUUGCACUGUUGCUAGCAAAACGGAAGUGCGUGUAGCCAAUGAUUGGA
Messenger RNA from Mytilinidion resinicola, 2361 nucleotides. Its product is annotated as eukaryotic translation initiation factor-like protein 3 subunit B. The record is from RefSeq and is a predicted model, not a curated record. The transcript is spliced from 3 exons. Bases 21 to 2234 code for a protein of 737 amino acids. Gene Ontology annotation, cellular component: eukaryotic translation initiation factor 3 complex. Gene Ontology annotation, molecular function: translation initiation factor activity; RNA binding; translation initiation factor binding. Gene Ontology annotation, biological process: translational initiation. NCBI's taxonomy places the organism in Eukaryota, Fungi, Ascomycota, Dothideomycetes, Mytilinidiales, Mytilinidiaceae.